UGACGUAGCGGCCGAGGAGGAGUUACUUCCUGUUAAUCCAAACAUCGACGAAACAACAUCCACCGAGAUUCAUCGAUAGCAAAACCCUUAUAAACCGUAUAUUAAUUAACAGCAUGGCUGCUCAGAAGAUAAACGAAGCCCAUGAGCACAUAGCUAAAGCGGAAAAAUGCUUAAAGACAAGUCUGACAAAGUGGAAGCCGGAUUAUGACAGUGCUGCAUCAGAAUACGCCAAAGCAGCUGUGUGCUUCAAGAAUGCGAAGCAGUAUGAGCAAGCAAAGGAUGCUUACCUGAAGGAAGCUGAGUACCACACAGAAAACAAGACACUUUUUCAUGCUGCAAAGGCUAUUGAACAAGCAGGUAUGAUGAUGAAGGAGCAAAAGAAAAUGCCCGAGGCCAUCCAGCUAAUAGAGAAAGCCUGCAUGAUGUACAUGGAGAACGGGACUCCCGACACUGCUGCCAUGGCCCUGGACCGCGCUGGAAAACUGAUUGAGCCUCUAAACCUGGAGAAAGCUGUGGACCUGUAUCAGAAGGCAGCUGGUGUAUUUGAGAAUGAAGACCGCCUCCGUCAGGCCGUAGAGCUGCUGGGCAAAGCCUCCAGACUGCUGGUCAGGUUAAAAAGGCUGGACGAUGCAGCAGUCGCCCUGCAGAAAGAGAAGAACAUGUACAAAGAGAUCGAGAACUUCCCCAUGUGCUUCAAGAAAACGACCGCUCAGGUGUUGAUUCAUCUUCACAGAGGCGACUACGUAGCAGCUGACAAAUGCGUCAGAGAAAGUUACAGUCUGCCGGGCUACAGCGGGAGUGAAGACUGCGUUGCCAUGGAGACGCUACUGCAGGGCUACGACGAGCAGGACGAGGACCAGGUCUACCGCGUGUGCAACUCACCUUUACUGAAGUACAUGGACAAUGAUUACGCCAAACUGGCCAUCUCCCUGAGGGUACCUGGAGGAGGAGGGAAGAAGAAGAAGGCAGCUGCUCCUCCAGCAGGGGGCGCUGGCGGGGCGCCGGCCGCUGCAGAUGAGGACGACGACUACGAGGGCGGCCUGUGUUAGCCCAUCUGCCUCCACCAGCGCCGACUCUGCGCACCUGCUGCCCCCAACUCUGUGUGCGAGUUCAAAUCCCCUCGCAGCUGUGAAGCCCCAGUGUUUGGCUGUUUGAUCUUUAUCGUGCAAAAAAAAAAAAGAGUAUAUCUAUAACAACAAUAAUAAGAAGAAGUAAACUAUAAAAACCAACCCAACAGUUACAGUAGGUGUUGCAGAAGAGUGGAGCUGAACCUUUUAAACUGGUGUUAUUAUUUGAGGGGGAUCCUCAGCCUGUCGUCUGUAUAUGUUCUAUUAUUUCUCGUCUCUGUGAAGCUGUAAAUUCUGCUGUUCUUGUUUGUGGGUAGAGUGUAAGAUUAGUAGCUAUAUUCCAAUCAGAAAUACUAUAAAAUAUGUCUAUAUGACUUGAUCAGUGUAUAGGUGUUUAUUUGUACAGAGGUAAUUUAUUCAGUAUUCAUGGCUGCCGCCUGGAAAUGGAGCAAUACGCAGUCAGGCUGUCAACGCAUGUCAUUAAUGGUUCAAAUGAAAUAAAACAUUAAUGCUUAAGAAUGAUUGACACCGUUGUCCUCAGCACUAGCGCUUAUUUAAGUCUAGAAAAGAAAUUAAUAACCGUUGACACAGCUUAAAUCUAAGCUAGACUGUUUGUUUGUUACCUUAAAAUAAAAUAAAAAAAUAUAUAUAUAUAUAUAGUCCUGGCCGUGUGUUAACUCCCAGCUUCCACAGUUUUAUCCUCAAAAUAAACGAAAAGGGACCACGCAGUGAGGUGUUCAGUGCAUUUCCCCGCUGAUGCUGUGUUUGUGAGCAAAGUCCUCCAAAUGCCAAUUAAAAAUGUCCUAACGCUAAUUAAAAAAAAGGGAUUGUUUACAUUUUAUUUUUAUUCGUGCCCACUUCUUGUAUGUUCCUCAAAAGCGUAUUUCCAAAGUUUGCACAUGCAUCAAUAAACAUUUCCGUUGCGUGGCA
Molecule: messenger RNA, 1997 nt
Organism: Mugil cephalus (flathead mullet)
Lineage: Eukaryota; Metazoa; Chordata; Actinopteri; Mugiliformes; Mugilidae
Gene: napgb
Product: N-ethylmaleimide-sensitive factor attachment protein, gamma b
Exons: 12
Coding region: 114-1049 (311 amino acids)
Biological process (GO): intracellular protein transport
Cellular component (GO): vacuolar membrane; SNARE complex
Molecular function (GO): soluble NSF attachment protein activity; syntaxin binding
Source: RefSeq, a predicted model, not a curated record